GUCGCGAGUCUGCCGGCUAUUAUGUUUUAUUCACACAACAAAAACAUUUGAAAAAUGUAUAUAAUUUUGUAUCAAACGGUUUGUUUAAAUACGUUUAGUAUCUAAAUCGUGAUAUUGGUGUAACGAAACUUAACAAUGCGUUACCGAAUCUUCUAAACCAUUUAUUUGUAUGUUGGACAACAUAUAACAUAACCUUAAAAAACAAUUUAAAUGUACUCAUGUACAUACUGGAGUAUUCGUGGCAAGGAAGUAUUCCAAAAUGGCACAACGAUUGAGCAAUAAAGCAAAAUUAAAGUCGCUUUUACAAGUGACUACUACUGCUACUACCUUAUACGCUGGGUAUUGCAUUUAUCAGGGUAAUGAAAAGUUCUAUAAUAAGUUUGUUAUUCCUGUUGCACAAUUUGUGGAUCCAGAGCUAGCCCAUAAUAUUGCUGUAAAGAUUUUAAAAUGGGGUCUAUUGUCUGGACAAAGAACGGAAGAUCCAGGCUCCCUCGCGAUCAAUGUUUGGAAUCUGGAUUUUAAACAUCCGAUAGGUAUGGCAGCUGGUUUUGAUAAACAAGGGGAAGCCGUGGCAAGCUUGCAUAAAAUAGGAUUCAGCUUUGUGGAGAUAGGAUCAAUUACUCCAAAACCACAACCUGGUAAUCCUAAACCAAGGGUAUUUCGACUACUGGAAGAUAAUGCAGUUGUUAAUCGUUAUGGUUUCAACAGUGAAGGACAUGAUUCGGUAUUGGAACGUCUGCGAACACUCAAGGAUGACAAAACGUUUAAAGGGAUUGUUGGGAUCAAUUUGGGCAAAAAUAAAACGUCCGAAGAUGCUGUACAAGAUUAUGCAGAUGGGAUUAAGAAGUUCUCGAAUGUGGCUGAUUAUUUUGUAAUUAAUGUAUCUAGUCCUAACACUCCUGGAUUAAGAUCUCUACAAAGCAAACAGGAUCUGGAACAUUUGCUCACAAAAGUAAACGAAGUUAGACAAUCGAUACACAGUACUCAACCAUUACUGCUUAAACUUGCUCCAGAUUUAUCUGAUUCCGAAAGGGCAGAUAUCGCGAGCGUAAUAUUAAAAAAGAAGUCGAAAGUAGACGGUCUAAUAUUAUGCAAUACAACGAUAACGCGAGAGAAUUUAGUAAGUCCUCUUAAAGAAGAAAGUGGUGGGCUGAGUGGAGCUCCCCUUGCUAACAUGUCAACAGCCAUGAUUUCUGACAUGUACAAACGAACGCGAGGCACGAUUCCAAUCAUCGGAGUCGGUGGAAUCUUCAGCGGAGAAGACGCUUACAACAAAAUCAAAGCUGGCGCUUCCUUGGUGCAAGUUUAUACGUCCUUCACGUAUCUUGGACCACCGAUAAUAGGAAAAAUUAAACGAGAAUUAGAUGACAUGCUCAAACGAGAUGGCCUAACAUCCAUCAGAGAUGCGAUCGGGAAAGAUACCGGCAUCAAAUGAACUAUUUAAACGAUUCAACAAUUUUUACUGUUAAACAGUGAUGUAAUGUACAAAUUAAAUUGUUAUACUCUGUUUUUAUUAUGAAAUAUUACGUCGUUGGAAGAUUGUUAUGUAUAGAUGAAAUGCAUAGUAUCGAUAAUAAAAUAAUUCGAUAUUCAUUA
Megachile rotundata (alfalfa leafcutting bee) is the source of this 1596-nucleotide messenger RNA. It is a transcript of the gene Dhod, whose product is annotated as dihydroorotate dehydrogenase 2. NCBI's taxonomy places the organism in Eukaryota, Metazoa, Arthropoda, Insecta, Hymenoptera, Megachilidae. Gene Ontology annotation, cellular component: cytoplasm; mitochondrial inner membrane. Gene Ontology annotation, molecular function: dihydroorotate dehydrogenase activity. The record is from RefSeq and is a predicted model, not a curated record. Gene Ontology annotation, biological process: pyrimidine ribonucleotide biosynthetic process; 'de novo' pyrimidine nucleobase biosynthetic process.